UGUGUAAUGGCUGCCUGAAGGAGUAAAAGAAUAUAGGCGCUUAGCCUGCUCUUAUAAUUUUACCAUAACAAAAGAAUAACGUCAAGACGUCUGAGUUAAAAUGGUUUAUAUUCAUCCAGAAACACAGCCUCUGACGAAAUCUAACAGCGUGAAGUGAACAGACAACAUUUGAGGUUGAGGCCCGUUUCUUGCCCUGCUGGUCAUGGCGAUGAGGGCCCGUUUGGAGGCGGUUCUGAAUGUGGGUCUGCGAAUCCCCAGCAUCCUGCUGCUGGAGGUGCUGUAUCGCUGGGAUGUCAGCUCCUUUUUCCAGAAGAUCCAGAGGAGCAGCCUCAACAAUAACCCCCUCUUCCAGUACAAAUACAUAGCUCUCUACCUGCAUUAUGUUGGUUAUAUCCUCAGUCUGGUGUUGUUGACAUUACCCCGGCAGCGCCUGGUGCAGCUCUACCUCUUAGUCCUCACGGCUCUUCUGCUCUUCGCUGGACACCAGCUCUCCAGGGAUUAUGUACGUGGCGAGCUGGACUCGGGCUACGAGGGACCCAUUUACCUGGAGCCACUCUCAAUGAACCGCUUCACCACGGCACUCAUUGGUCAGCUUGUGGUGUGUACGCUGUGUUCCUGCGUCAUGCAGACCAAACAGAUCUGGCUUUUCUCUGCUCACCUGCUCCCUUUGGUGGCCAGACUCUGCUUUGUGCCCCUGGAGACCAUUGUCUUCAUCAACCGCUUUGCCGUGAUCUUCACUGGUCUGGAGGUGCUGUACUUCUUGGCCACCAACCUGCUGGUGCCCUACAAUCUGGCGAAAACUGCCUACAGAGAGCUGGUGCAGGUGGUGGAGGUGUACGGUUUGCUGGCUCUAGGCAUGUCUUUGUGGAAUCAGCUGGUACUACCUGUGCUCUUCAUGUGCUUCUGGCUGGUACUGUUCGCACUACAGAUCUACACCUACUUCAGCACACGGAACCAGCCACCCUCCCGAGAGAGACUGCUCUUUCUCUUCCUCACAAGUAUUGCUGAGUGCUGUAGUACUCCCUACUCUCUGCUGGGGCUGGUCUUCACUGUGUCUUUUGUGGCGCUGGGCGUCCUGACACUCUGCAAGUUCUACCUGCAGGGCUACAGAGCUUUCAUGAAUGACAACACCAUGCAUAGGGGCAUGACAGAAGGAAUCACUUUGUUAAUCUUGGCUGUUCAGACUGGACUCAUUGAGCUGCAGGUCAUUCACAGAGCCUUCCUUCUCAGCAUCAUCCUCUUCAUCGUUGUGGCCUCCAUCCUGCAGUCCAUGCUGGAGAUCGCUGACCCCAUAGUUUUGGCGCUGGGGGCCUCCAGAGACAAGAGUCUGUGGAAGCACUUCCGAGCAGUGAGUCUGUGUCUCUUCUUGCUGAUCUUCCCUGCUUACAUGGCUUACAUGAUCUGCCAGUUCUUCCACAUGGACUUUUGGCUGCUCAUCAUCAUCUCCUCUAGCAUUCUCACCUCACUGCAGGUUCUUGGCACCCUUUUGAUCUACAUACUCUUCAUGGUGGAGGAGUUCCGCAAGGUACCUGUUGAGAACAUGGAUGAAGUCAUCUACUGUGUCAAUGGCACCUACCGGCUCCUGGAGUUCCUGGUGGCUGUCUGUGUGGUGGCGUAUGGUGUUUCAGAGACUCUGUUUGGGGAGUGGACAGUUAUGGGCUCCACCAUCAUCCUGAUUCACUCCUACUAUAAUGUGUGGCUGAGGGCCCAGCUGGGCUGGCAGAGCUUCCUGCUGCGCAGAGAUGCAGUCCACAAGAUCCAGAACAUGCCCACUGCUUCCACACUGCAGCUCCAGCAGCAUAAUGACAUCUGUUCUAUCUGCUAUCAGGAUAUGAAGUGUGCUGUCAUCACACCCUGUAGCCACUUUUUCCACGCCACCUGCCUGAAGAAGUGGCUGUACGUGCAAGAGACCUGUCCUCUCUGCCAUGGCCAACUCAAAAGCCAGUUACAGCCAACCAGCCCUACUGGUGCCACUCCACCAGCCAUUCAGAACCCAGCAGAGGCGGGACAGGCUGAACCACAGGCUGAGUUGGACACUGAGGAAAACGGCCAAGACAAAAGCACUCCCUCUAUGACAGCCACAGCUGAGCCAGAAUUCGGAAGAGACUUGCUAUCGGGGAGUUUGCAAACCCAGCCCAAAGAUUGUGACGCACCAUUAGGAACAGAGAGCAGCUGCUGAUGUGGAUACUGAGGGUUCAUGCUCCACGUCAGUUGUCCAUUCCUCUUCUGAAUCAAAGAGCAGCGCUCAAAUCUAUUCAGCCUGUUAAAUGACACACACAGGUUUUAAAAUUGCCAAUGUUGAGGACUCCAUUAGUUGAUGUUUAAGGAAUAGUUCACCCAGAAAUGAAAAAAAAAUGUCAUUCAUUCACCUUCAUAAAUCCCUAUGAUUUUCCUUAUUCCGUGGAACACAAAAGAAGUUUAGCAAAAUGCUCUUUUUGCUACAUUGAAAAUGAAUGGGGACAGAGCUCCAAAAUUCAUCAGAAAGCAACAUAAAAGCACUCAUGUUUUGAAGCCAUACAAAACAGAGCAAAAAUUAUUCACUGAAAAUCUUCCCUUUUGCUAUAGCCCUCAAAUGUCAUUCACAUCUCUGCAUAUUCAAACUUUUAAUAUACGCAAAUUAGUUUUAAGAGCUGCAAUGGAGGAAAGGAUUUUCGGCAAAUAUAAAUGUUCAUUUCUAUCUGUUCCUCACACCAAGCUAUUGGUUUCAGAAGACUUUGAAUUAUAGUGCACUAGUUUGGUAUUGACUACGUUUAUGAUAUAUUUCCUGAUGCUUUUUGUUAUUUUUGGAGAUGGCAUCCCCAUUCACUUUCAUUAUGUGGAAAAGAGCACCUGAGAAAAUCUGCUAAACUUCUCAUUUUGUGAUCCUCUGAAGAAAAAAAGAAAAGUAAUACUGUAUAGUUUGGAAUAACAUGAGAGUGAAGAAAUUAUAAGAUUUUCAUUUUUGGGUGAACUAUCCCUUUAAGCUGGUCACAUGUGUCUUUUGGGUGAUUGGUCGUAUUUAACCCCAAAUGGAAAAAAAGAUUAUAUUUUGCAUAAAAAGUCUACAUUUAGGACCAUUAAUGCUUUUUGCAUUAUGACAUUAUUUUCAGGACACAUUUUUAACCCUCUGUUCUCAUUACCGUAACAAGUCCGGAUGUUUUACUUUGACUUGUCCCAUUGUUUUCAGUUAUGAUUCUCAUUACCAUAACGCAGUAUUUGUUUUACCCUAUAUUACAGUAAAAUAUUAUGCUGUUGUAAAAUAAUUAUUUUAAUUAAAAUCAGCAAAAAUUAAAAGCAGUACCAGGAGAGUACUGCUAUGUAUAAAAACUUCCCAAUUGAAAUGUUUUUGUUGUUUUUUUUCAUGUUGCUGUAAUGAGAAUAUCAUUUUUUAUUUUUAUUUUUAUUUUUUUGUCUCAUUGCAGUGAUAAAAAAUGUAGGGGUAAAAGGUAUGUAACUGUCUUGAAAAUAAUGACAAUGAAAAAAAAAAAAAAAAAUCGUCAUAAAAUAGGCCUUAUUUUCUACUUGCUAAAUUAUUUUGCAAAUUAUUUUUAAUUUUGGAGUAAAAUAGGACCAGGACUUUUACUUGACCAGUUUCAUGAGAUUCACCCUUUUACUUAUUUUUGUAUGAGCUAUUCACAAUGUUGCUGGUCAAAAGACAUUUCGGAAACAUUUUUUAACUUGCUUCCAACCAAAACAUGGAGUUUGUCUCCUUGGAAAUAAUAGGAGAUUCAUGCUUCUUACACUAUGCUAAUGUACAUUGUGUUCAGCUUAUUGGAACUGAGAAAUGUUUGUGUACAUAAAACAGUAAAUGUCCUAGAAGUCUAUCUACAAAUGAGCCACCGUAGUGUCAAGACCCCUGCGAAGAAGUGAAACUGAGGAAAGUUUUUCAAGUGCCAUUGAGCCAGAUCAUAUGUUUUAUUAAAAUGUGCUUCCCAAUAUUUCCCCAGUUUUAAAGGGAUGUCUGACCCCAAACUGCUUUUUCAUUUCGUCCUAUAUAUAAAUGCACUGUUUACCAUGUUAACCAUUAGUGCAGAUAACGUCGACUUGUCAGUUUGGCAGUUGGCUUCAUUACUAAAAGCGAGCAUCUUUGAAUGUAUUUUGCAGUCUGUAAACCUGUUUUCUGGUUUUAAUGAACAUCACAGAAGUUGACAAUCAAUUUAAAACAAAUAUGUUGGAGUGGAUGCUCCAUUUAAGAACUUUCUGCAUUUUCCCAUAAUGAAAUUGGCAUGUUUUUACUUUCUGUACAUGUUUUGAAUGACUGUUGGUGUAUCCAAGUGUUUAUAACACCAAUAACGACAGCGCUCGAUUUAGACAUUAAAGGGAUAGUUCACCCAAAAAUGAAAAUUCUGUCAGUUACUCACUUUGAGUUUGGAAUACAUGAGGGUGAGUAAAUGAUUUUCAUUUUUGGGGCAAACGAUCCCUUUAAAAGCAGACUUAGUUUUGCCAUUAUUUUUAAGCUGUCAGGAAAACACUUUCUUUUGUUUGCAAGAGAAGUCAUGCCAAACUAUAUGUUUGCACUAAUGUUGUUUAUAGCGAAUAAUCGAUACUUUCGUCUUUGUCUUGAGCAACAAAUGCUCUUGGAGCAAAUGAUUUGUAGCUCAGUAUAACUGUGUGUACUUAUAUGGGCAAAUGUAUUCCUUUGUAUAUUCUUUUACAAUGUUUUAAAUACAGUGUUAAAGCCGCAGUAAGCAUUAUGAAGUGUCUGGAGGACUGUGUGAACACUUUGACCUCUCGAUAGGUAGAUGUGGGAUUGAUCCUCCAAACACUGAUAGUGGAUUUGCUGAUGUAGUUAAAGCCUCAUUGAUCUUAAUGUGAUUCACAGACACAUUUCAGAAUGGCAGGUUUGUGUAGAUGAAUACAUCUGAUGUAUGAGCAAACAUUUAAAGUCAUUCGAAAAACAUUUCUGUAUCUUGAGUUUUUGCACAAAUUUCUUUAAAGAAAAUAAAAUGCAAAUGGAGCUUGAA
Molecule: messenger RNA, 4943 nt
Organism: Myxocyprinus asiaticus (Chinese sucker)
Lineage: Eukaryota; Metazoa; Chordata; Actinopteri; Cypriniformes; Catostomidae
Gene: rnf145b
Product: ring finger protein 145b
Exons: 11
Coding region: 203-2179 (658 amino acids)
Cellular component (GO): endoplasmic reticulum; endomembrane system
Molecular function (GO): zinc ion binding; ubiquitin protein ligase activity
Source: RefSeq, a predicted model, not a curated record